Thunnus maccoyii (southern bluefin tuna) is the source of this 10592-nucleotide messenger RNA. RefSeq names its product dedicator of cytokinesis protein 3-like. The transcript has 56 exons. Gene Ontology annotation, molecular function: small GTPase binding; guanyl-nucleotide exchange factor activity. The record is from RefSeq and is a predicted model, not a curated record. Gene Ontology annotation, cellular component: plasma membrane; cytoplasm. Gene Ontology annotation, biological process: small GTPase-mediated signal transduction. Lineage: Eukaryota; Metazoa; Chordata; Actinopteri; Scombriformes; Scombridae. Bases 587 to 6970 code for a protein of 2127 amino acids.
CCCUUCCAGAAACUUCUUUGGCUCUGACUCAUUGGGAUUAGCAUUAGCUAACUAACGCUAGUUAAUGCUAAUUAACGGUAAUUAACGGUAAGUUAAAUGUUAGCUAGCUAAAAAUUCAAACUGACAAAACUGGGUGGGAUAGCUGUUUUUGUUGUUGUUGGUCAGAUGAAGGUUAAACGGCUUCUAACGGUUAUUUCAAACCGCUCAAACCUAAAGAGUUAAGCAGGUAACUGAAGCUGACUAGUCGGCUGUUAGUUGACCAGUUGAGGUUAGUUAACUAGUUAGUCAAGGAGCUGCAGCAAAACUAAGGUAUGAACAAAUGAAACACUUGUAUUUAUUUCAGUUUCAACCUUUCUCUCUCUUGGACUUUUCCAUUUAGCUACUCUGCCCUUCCAGAAACUUCUUUGGCUCUGACUCAUUGGGAUUAGCAUUAGCUAACUAACGCUAGUUAAUGCUAAUUAACGGUAAUUAACGGAUUUCCAUGAAGCGACGCAUCGGGUGAUUAUACUUUUCUUUGGGGGGAUUUUGCUCUUUGUACACCGGGACAUCAUGUGGACGCCGACGGAGGAUGAGAAAAUAGGAGUGGAUGACCACACGCAUCAUGUCUUUCCCACCGUGUGAUCUGUCCCGUCCUCAACAUUUUAAAACCUUCUGGCAAGUGAUCUGCAACUUCCGGGGCUCAGUGACUCAAGGUUUGGCUCUGGAAGUGGGAGAGACGGUUCAGAUUCUAGAGAAAUGCGAAGGUUGGUACAGAGGAUUCUCUACAAGGAAGCCAAACGUCAAGGGGGUUUUCCCAGCCAGCUACAUUCACUUGAAGAAAGCUGUCGUCACCAACAGAGGACCACAUGAGACCGUGGUGCCUCUUGAAGACCCCAUCGUUACUGAGGUGACGUCCACGCUGCAGGAAUGGGCCUUACUAUGGAAGCAGCUCUAUGUGAAACACAAGGUGGAUCUGUUCUACAAGGUUCGUCACGUGAUGAUGGAGCUGAUCGACCUGAGAAGGCAGCUCCUGUCGGGUCACCUGACGCAGGACCAGAGCCGAGACGUCAAGAGACACAUCACCGUCAGACUGGACUGGGGCAACGAACACCUGGGUCUGGACUUGGUGCCAAGAAAGGAGUUUGAGAUGGUGGAUGAAGACCAGAUAAGCGUCUCAGAUCUUUAUAAGAUGCAUCUGUCCAGCAGACACAGUGUACAACAGAGCACCACACAGGGUGACAACACCCGGCAGCGACACGGGGAGCAGUGUAGAGUUCCAGUUCCUCACCACCUACUGGUCAACCUGAAGAGCUUCACCUACAACAGCAUAGGAGAAGACACAGACAUAUUCUUCUCUCUGUACGACCUGAGAGAGGGAAAGACUAUCAGUGAGAAGUUCAUGGUCAGACUGAACAAGAACGGAGGACCGAAGAAUCCAGAGAAGGUGGACAGGCUGUGUGCUCUCUUUACGGACCUGAGCAACAAAGACAUGAAGAGAGAUCUCUACAUCGUCUCACAGGUCAUCAGAACAGGUCGCAUGCUGUUGAAUGACAGUAAGAAGGGCCCUCCACACGUUCAGUACCGCAGACCGUACGGCUGCGCUGUCCUGGCCAUGAGUGACGUUCUGCAGACCAUCUCAGAGCUCAAAGAGGAGAAAGACUUUGUCCUGAAAGUCUACACCUGCAACAACGAGAAUGAAUGGUACCAGAUCCACGAGAACAUCAUCCGCAAGUCCAGCACCAAAUACACCGCUCCCAGCACCAACUACGGUCUGAUCAUCUCUCUGCAGCUGCUGAGGGGCGACAUGGAGCAGGUCCGCAGAGAGAACCCACUCAUUUUCAGCAGGGGGGUGGCCAUCACACGCAAACUGGGCUUCCCUGAUGUCAUCAUGCCAGGUGACAUCCGUAACGACCUGUACCUGACACUGGAGCGAGGAGAUUUUGAGAGAGGAGGGAAGAGCGUUCAGAAAAACAUAGAAGUCACAGUUUAUGUGCUCUACGCUGAUGGAGAGAUACUCAAGGACUGCAUCAGUCUGGGUUCAGGUGAGCCCAACGUGCCAGAGCACCGCUCCUUCGUGCUCUACCAUAACAACAGCCCUCGAUGGAGUGAAGUGAUCAAACUGCCGAUUCCCAUCGACCGUUUCAGAGGAUCCCACCUGCGCUUUGAGUUCAGACACUGCUCCACGAAGGACAAAGGAGAGAAGAAGCUGUUUGGCUUUUCCUUCACUCCUCUAAUGAGGGAGGAUGGAACUACUCUUUCUGAUGAAAGUCAUGAACUCUACGUUUACAAGUGUGAUGAGAACACAACCUUCAGUAACCACGCACUCUACCUGGGCCUGCCCUGUUGUAAAGAAGACUUCAACAGCUGUCCCAGCAUCCCCUCCAGCCUCAUCUUCCAGCGCAGCACCAAGGAGACAUUCUGGAUCUCCACACAGCUCUCUUCCACCAAGCUCACUCAGAACGUGGACCUUCUGGCUCUGCUUAAGUGGAAAGCCCAUCCUGACCGGGUCAUGGACAUCCUCGGCCGGCUACGACACGUCAGUGGAGAGGAGAUCGUGAAGUUUCUCCAAGACAUUCUGGACACCUUAUUCUCCAUCUUGGAUGACAACACCGACAAAUAUGGACCACUGGUGUUUCAGUCACUGGUGUUCAUCAUAAACCUACUCAGGGACAGUAAAUACUACCACUUCAGGCCGGUGAUGGACACGUAUAUCCAGAAGCACUUUGCUGGCGCUCUGGCCUACAAAGAGCUGAUCCGCUGUUUGAAGUGGUACAUGGACCGCUCUGCUGAGGUGGUCAGACAGGACCACAUACAGGAAGCAAUGAGGGCCCUGGAAUAUCUGUUUAAGUUUAUCGUCCAGUCUCGCAUCCUUUACUCUCGGGCCACUUGCGGUAUGGAGGAGGAGCAGUUUCGCACCAGCAUCCAGGAACUCUUUCAGUCGAUCCGCUUCGUCCUCAGCCUGGACAGCCGCAACUCAGAGACCCUCAUCUUCACACAGGCCGCUCUGUUAAACUCUUUCCCAGCGAUCUUUGAUGAGCUGCUGCAGAUGUUUACAGUCCAAGAAGUGGCAGAGUUUGUGCGCGGCACUCUGGGCAGCAUGCCGUCCACGGUGCAUAUCGGACAGUCCAUGGAUGUGGUCAAGCUGCAGUCCAUAGCCCGAACCGUGGACAGCAGGCUCUUCUCUUUCCCCGAGUCUCGAAGGAUCCUUCUUCCUGUGGUCCUGCAUCACAUCCAUCUCCAUCUGAGGCAGCAGAAAGAGCUGCUUAUCUGCUCUGGAAUACUCAGCUCUAUAUUCUCUAUUAUCAAGACCAGCUCACUGGAUACAUCAGUGCAGGAGGAGGUGGAGAUGAUGGUGGAGUCCCUAUUGGACGUCCUGCUGCAGACUCUGCUGUCAAUCAUGAGCAAGAGCCAAUCGCAGGAGGCGGUAAGGGGUCAACGCUGUCCGCAGUGCACCGCGGAGAUCACUGGAGAGUAUGUGUCCUGCCUCCUGUCCCUCCUUCGCCAGAUGACAGAUAUCCACUUCCAACGCCUGAUGGAAAACUUUCAGAGCAAGGAGGAGCUCAAGGAGUUCUUGUUGAAGAUUCUGUGUGUGUUUAGGAAUCUGAUGAAGCUCAGUAUUUUCCCCCGCGACUGGAACGUCAUGAGGCUCCUCACCAGCAACAUCAUCCUGACCACAGCUCAGUACCUGUCUCCCGCUCUGCACAAGAACUUUAUAGAAGCCGACUUUGACUUUAAGGUCUGGAACUCCUACUUCAGUCUGGCGGUGUUGUACAUCAACCAGCCCAGCUUACAGCUAGAAAACCUGAGUCCUGUGAAGAGGAAGAAGGUCUUGGACAAGUAUGGUGACAUGAGAGUGAUGAUGACCUAUGAACUCUUCAGCAUGUGGCAGAACCUGGGUGAGAAUAAGAUCCAUUUCAUCCCCGGUAUGAUCGGUCCGUUCCUGGGAGUGACGCUGGUCCCUCAGGUGGAGGUACGAAACAUCAUGAUCCCAAUCUUCCACGACAUGAUGGACUGGGAGCAACGCAAGAACGGAAACUUCAAACAGGUGGAGGCUGAGCUGAUUGACAAGCUGGACAGUUUGGUUUCUGAAGGGAAAGGUGACGAGAACUACAGAGAACUCUUCGGUUUGCUAACCCAGCUGUUUGGGCCCUACCCCAGUUUGUUGGAGAAGAUCGAGCAGGAGACGUGGAGAGAGACGGGGAUCUCCUUCGUUACCUCGGUUACACGGCUGAUGGAACGACUGCUGGACUACCGGGACUGUAUGAAGGGAGAUGAGACAGAGAACAAGAAGAUUGGCUGCACUGUUAACCUCCUGAACUUUUACAAGUCCGAGAUCAACAAGGAGGAGAUGUACAUCCGCUACAUCCAUAAGCUGUGUGAUAUGCAUCUACAGGCGGAGAACUACACUGAGGCUGCGUUCACUCUGCUGUUAUACUGGGAGCUGCUGCACUGGGACGAGCGGCCUCUAAAAGAGUUCCUGCAUUAUCCCGCUCAGACAGAGUGGCAUCGCAAGGAGGGGCUCUGCCGCAAGGUUAUCCACUACUUCAACAAAGGCAAGUGUUGGGAGUAUGGUAUUCCUCUGUGCAGGGAGUUGGCCUUUCAGUAUGAAUCUCUCUAUGACUAUCAGAGUCUCAGCUGGAUACGGAAAAUGGAGGCAGCAUAUUAUGACAACAUCAUGGAGCAGCAGCGUCUGGAGCCGGAGUUCUUCAGGGUCGGCUUCUACGGCAGGAAGUUCCCCUUCUUCCUCAGAAAUAAAGAGUUUGUCUGUCGCGGCCAUGACUAUGAAAGGCUCGAGGCCUUCCAGCAAAGGAUGCUGGGAGAAUUCCCACAGGCCAUUGCAAUGCAGCAUCCCAAUCAGCCGGAUGAGGCCAUUCUGCAGUGUGACGCACAGUACCUCCAGAUUUACGCAGUAACACCGGUACCAGACAGCGUCACCGUCCUUCAGAUGGACCGAGUCCCCGACCGCAUCAAGAGCUUCUACCGCGUCAACAACGUUCGCCGUUUCCGUUACGACCGGCCCUUCCACAAAGGACCCAAAGACCGAGAUAAUGAGUUCAAGAGUCUUUGGAUAGAGAGGACGACUCUGAUCCUCACUCACCCUCUGCCUGGUAUUUCACGCUGGUUUGAAGUGGAGAAGAGAGAGCUGGUCGAGGUGAGUCCGUUAGAAAACGCCAUCGCUGUGGUGGAGAAUAAGAACCAAGAGCUGCGGACUCUGAUCAGCCAAUACCAACACAAGCAACUGCACGGCAACAUCAACCUGCUCAGCAUGACCCUGAACGGAGUCAUCGACGCCGCCGUUAACGGAGGCAUCGCCAGAUACCAAGAGGCUUUCUUUGACAAAGACUACAUCACCAGCCACCCUGAAGACACAGAGAAGAUCACACAGCUCAAAGAUCUCAUGCAGGAGCAGGUUCACAUUCUAGGAGUCGGCCUGGCGGUGCACGAGAAGCUGGUGCACCCAGAAAUGCGUCCCCUGCACAAGAAGCUGAUAGAUCAGUUCCAGAUGAUGCGGAGCAGCCUCUGCCACUGUUUCUACGUGGCGUUGCAGGGUCUGCCUGGUUUAGACAAAGCUGGUUCAGGAGCCAACACUCCCAGAGGGAUCCUGGCUUCUCACAGCCCCAUGAGCCCCGAGGGCUUCAAACUCAUGCACCGGCACAGUCCCAUAGCCGUUUUGACUCCAGUGCGCAACUCCUCCUCCUCUCUCUCCUCUCACAACUCCAGUGAGACGGGGAAUGUUGGCAGUCUGCUCAUCCUGGCCGAUGGCAUGGUGGUGGAACACCCAGAGGACUUCUACCGCAUGCAGGCAAGCCCCUCCUCCUCCAGUCUUAGCUCCACCCACUCAGCACCCUCUCAGAUGAUAAACUCCGCCCCCUCCACCAUUAGAGUUGGCUCUCCUUCUCUGCCAGACAAAUACAGACACAACAGAGAGAUGCUGAUGCUGCUGCCACCACACAGAGACAGACCGAGCAGUGCAAUGUACACCAACAUCACAGAGAAUGGGCAGCCAACAAACUUCCAGCGAGCGUUGUUCCAUCAGGUGAUUGGUCCAUGUAAACCCUGCAGUGACCCCAACCUCUCUGUAGCUGAGAAAGUCCUCACCACCCCCAGUAGUUGGAGUUUGGACAGUGGUACCAGAGAAGCCCUCCCCUUCCUCUCUGCCCACGUUGGCAGUGUCAUGGCGCCUCCUGUGCCCCCACGCAACCAGCCUCAUGGGCAACACCUGUCGAUGCACUUUGACGCUUUCCACCACCAGGUCAGCGACCUCCCUCCAGCCCUCCCUGCGCGCUCCUUAAGAAAGUCUCCCCUGCACCCUAUACCUGCCUCGCCCACCAGUCCACAGUCCAUCCUGGAUGGCAGUAACUCCACCUUGUCAGGCAGCGCCAGCUCUGGAGUCUCCUCCCUCAGUGAGAGCAACUUUGGUGGCCCCGCCUCCUCCUCUGACCCCCCAGCCAGCCGCACAGACACCCUAGAGUCCGUCCCCAGCAGCCAGGCCUGGACCACUGACCAGGAAGACCUCGACUCGCCUUACCAGCCUGUCAGGUACAGCGUCUCUGAGCCUGAAGUCCUGGACGGAGUCAAACCCCCACCCUGCCGCAGCCACUCCGCUCCAGGAGGCGUCACCCCGGCCCAGGCCGGGGGCCAAAUCCAGCCCCAGGCUCCGGGUUUGGCCUCCACCGGAGCUCCAGCACAACCACAGCAGCAGGAUGGCCUGCCGCACCCCCAACACAUCUACUAUCACCACCACUUCCACCCACACUACAUCCCACACCACCCGCCUCUUUACCAUCUCCAUGAGCCUCCUCCAGCCCUGCCCCCCAAACCUUACCUCAGAGAGGGGUGUAUCCCUGAAGAGGACCUGAACACCCAGUCUGCACCACCACAGCCGUCUGCACCCCGGCCCAUGCCACGCAAGAUCUCCCAGCCCAUAAUCGCAGCAACUAAGGAGGAGCAAGCUAAGGUGGCGUGGGGACACGGCGUCAGUGAGGAGUGAAGUGUCGGCUGAUAACUUGGAGGAUUUAAAUAAACAGAAUAUAAACUCUUUCCAGAAGAGAGCGAGAGGAGAAAGAAGUGAGAAGUGAUGUUGAGAGAAACCCCCCAGGUGUCCUGGUCCAGUGACCAAACUAAACUAAUCACUGAAGGUAAAAAUCUGAAGGUCCUAAGUGAGCAGGAGAGAUGAAGGUUAAAGUAUUCUGCUCUCUCACAUCCCAUCUUCAGCAAGCCAACUCUGUGUCCUCACACCUGGAAAUGUUUUCCUUUAACCAAACAACCGUUCUGAUGUCAUUACAUCCUGAUACGAGCACAUCAAGCUUCAUUUGCUUUGUUACAUUAAGAAAUAUGUUUUAAUCAAGUAAUUUAAUUCUGACACACGUGUGCUUUAUUGAUUUUAUUGUCACUUAUAACAUUAAUCAGAUAUUAUGAUUCAGAAAGGUUAAAGAUCUUUAAUUAAAAAGGUAAAUAGAGGUUAUAUCCUGUUGAUACCUUGUUCUGAAGAUGUUAAAACAAGCAGCACUUUAAUGAAGCAACAAAGCACCAAAACAUAUAAGAAUUAUAAUCUUCACAUAUUUGUUUAGAAAUGCAGAAACGUUGAGGCUCGGGAUUAUUUAGAUGCUGCGUACAAAUAAAGUGAUGAUCAAACUGAAACAAAAAGAGGAAAAAGUGAAGAAGAAUAAUAAUGAAGACGUCAGUAUCACUCACACGCACAAGUUAGUUCUUCCACCUGAGCAACAACCAGCCAAAUAACAUAUAGAAGCUGUAAAUGCUUCUGCUUCAUUCCUCACAUCUUCACUUUAUUCACGGGAUAAACAGAAAGUGUUUUUUAUGCAAACAGAUCGACAGUGUGACGACUGAAAGAAGCCAUUUCAAUCUCACUUUCCCCCGAAGUAUUAACAAUAAACAACGGACAUGACGGAGCCGAAAAGUAUUUAUAUUUUCCAACAAAAGAAUCAAAGUAUGUAGAUAAAUGUAAUACAGUAUAUAGAAAUAUAUAAAUAUAAUUUAUAUUUAAUCCUUAUACUUUUGAUCGAAGGUGAAACCAGUGUAGAAAUAUGCAAGAUAAAUGGCCUCUGGAGCCAUCAGUAGCUGCUUGAUGAAACAUGAUGUGCACUUGUUUAAAGGGACGACGUGAAGACGCCUUACACACAAACACUGGCAGGUUUUGAUGUCGUAGCUUCCUGAAAAUGUUGUAUUCCAACAUUUCAGGGGUCAAGAAAUAAUUGAAUUGAAGGUUGUGAAGUUGAAGAGGAUUUGUUAACCUGUGAGGGUUUUAUUUUAGCUGAUGAUGCGUUCAAGGGAAGAAAGACAAACCUGUAAAUGUGUGCGAGGCAUCAGAUGGAUUUAUAGAGAAUAAUUAACUAUAAUAAAUAUACACUUUUUGCCAUUUUUUUAUGAAAGUAAUGAACUGUAAUGACUGUAUUUUUUUUAAUCAGGGUACUGUUUUGUAUGCAUGUUCAUUUAUUGAAAGGUACGGCUUAAAUAGAGACUGUGAGAGAUCCACAAAGAUAAAUUACUGGAACACUGGAGGAGUUCUGUGCACUGAUGUCUGUUUAUAGUUUUAAGAAGCAGAACCACUUAAAUCACCAAGAACAUUAAAUCUACAAGAUUUCAUCUGGGUGAUACUGGUGUAAAAGUACUGUGAAGGACUAUACUCUUGUGUUUUUUUGUUUUAAAAAAUGUCAAACUUUUUAUUUUUAGCCACCAGCUUAGAGUGUGUUGAUGCUGUCGCCCUGAGCCACCAACCCCUCCUCUCUGUUUUUUGGUUGAGAUGAAGAAAACAUAAGUGAGAACAGCUGUUAGCUCACCAGAUUUAGCUGGUUAACCACCACACCUUGCUUCUGUCACAAUGCUCAGUGUAUUCUGCCUGAUUCUGGAUCAUAUUCUCACUAUAACAAGAGAAGACGCUGUACAUUAUGAGCUGUAACUUUGUAUGAAAAGCAUUUGAGUCCAGUCAGAUUUAUGUGUGUAGAUCUUAAUCACAAAGUCUCAAACAUACAAGAAACUCAAAAUCAUACAUUUGUUUCUAACUAGAUGUUGUUUUUAUCUGCUUUGUUUUUGCUCAGUGCCACAAACACACCGUCCUGCUGCUGUAAAUACUCACUAGAGCACCAAAUGUGUAUUAAUCCGCCGCUGAAAAUAGUCCUCAACACACUACUUAAUCCUGUUUGAGCAACAUUUGCUAGAAACUGUUUUAGGAAAUUAUGAAGCCUUUUUGAAAAAUUAAACUACAUAUUUGUGACUAAUUUUUAAAGAUCUACAGCUGGAACAAAUGUGCUUGGAGCUGAGAGCCAAAGAGAGAGUAGAGAAGUCAGAAAGUAUCAAGAGACAAACACACACCAACAACACAUCGUCGGUUUUGGUUUUUGGAAUAACACUCGUCUCAUCCUUUAAAUGUGUUGGUGAAUAUGAACAUGAAUAUUUUAUUUCCUGCUUCAGAUGCUGGCUGUGUGGAUUGACAGGUCAUUAGAUUAAUGAGCUGUGCAGGAGAGACGUUUGUUCACAGCAGAUAUUUUAAUGUGUCAUACUGUAGCAGGAAAAGCACAGGUGUGAUUAACGACAUUAACGACGGCUGCAUUCCAUUCAGGUGUGUCAGUUUCUGGGUCCUAAUGCAUGUUGACUCAAUGGGAUGUUAUUAGUUCCAGCUGGGACAAGUCCACAUGUGCUGUGGAAAAGGUGUAUUAAACAACACAAGUUGUGAAGGAAACAUCAACCAGAACUGGACACAAACCAGCUUCAGUUCAGUGAAGGUUUAGUGAGUAGAGUGGGAGGGUUUAGGACGCUGCCUUGUGGCUGUCGUUGGAUUUCUAGUGUUUCCAAAUUAACUUUCAAUUGACAAUAAAACAUUUGUUUUCAGUAUUUUACUGUUGCAGCAGCAGCUUCGUUCAGACAUGUAAAGUGUUGAACUGAUUUGGUGCAGGAGAUGUUUGGUCAGUGUUUGGUUGAAGUUGGUGAAAUUUCAAACAUACAGUUUAAUGGCUGUAGGUUUCCCAGUGUUCACUUUAACUUUAUGUUGCCAUAGCAACCUCAGCCACAUGGGUUUGUUGGUGUGUGAGGCUUCGACAACAUUAGUUCUGUGGCCGUUCUUCAUACAGUGUUCUGGGAGAUGAAAUUCUGAGUUAAAGUAGUAAAUCCUGUUUACUUCUUUAUGUGCUUGAAAUGACUUUUUCACAAAGCAAAUUCAUUUGUAUCUCUGACGUGCAUACUGUGAUUUAAAUAUUUUUUUCUUUAACUCAUAUAUGAAAGGAAUCUGAAUCUUGUAUUUAAACUGAGUUUCUGGCAGGUUUGAUUCAGAAUAUUUACUGAUGGACGAGUUUGUUGUACUUAUGUUGCUGAAUCAGGACAGUUCAUCAGACGGUUCAUCUUCACCUUGUUUCCUUCUUUCUUUACCCAUUUUUAAUGCCUGUGAAUCCAGAACUGUAUAUCUACUGUAUCUGUCUCCAUAAACCUACAGUCCUAAUACAGUGAUGAUCACUGAUGACUCGGUCAGACCUGAUCCUGCCCAUCAAAACAUUAAGAGCACCAACUGUUUGACAUUCAUCCACUUAUUAUCUAUUAUUUAUCUAUCUAUAUAUUUGACAGCAGCACAACACAGAACAUAAAACAGAUUUCAAAAUAUAUAA